Molecule: messenger RNA, 18270 nt
Organism: Spirometra erinaceieuropaei
Lineage: Eukaryota; Metazoa; Platyhelminthes; Cestoda; Diphyllobothriidea; Diphyllobothriidae
Source: the annotation of a GenBank genome assembly
AUGUCUGUCGAGAGCUCUGUUUUGGACACCAAUUCGACCGCAAAUUUUCCAAGUCUUUGCAACGAAUCACAGUAAGUUUAAAAGACUUUGCUUUGAUGCUGCGUUGCCCAAAGUUUAGUACAGGACUAAAAAUGCAUGUAAUAAUAGUGUUCAAUGGCUGACUCAAGUUGUAAAACAAAGCAAAGGAGUCCAGGCUGACCAUUGAGCCGGAAAUAAAUUUCAUGACCAAAUACAAUAAUUCGAUGAAAUACAUUAUUAAAAAAAGAUGUCAGAGCCCAAAAUGCCAUUUAAUUCUUAUAUUUCAUCGUCUGUCAGGCCUUCAGCAGCUUCAUUUCGAAAAGAUCAUCUAGUAUUGGAAGUUGGUUGAUUACUGAACUAGAUGCUCUGAUAGCGGAGCUGUGACCUUCGCAAUGCCGGUCGCUGUUAUCUAUUGAUUUCCCGCCGUCAUAUGACUGCCUGUGAAUGUAAAAAGGAGGGCGACUGCCUGAUACCGUUCUCAAUCGCAUUCGACGGGAUCUCGGCCAUUCAGUCUAGUGAAAGCGUGAUGAAAUCACGUUUGAGAUUCUGUUAGGUGAUAACUGCAAACGAACUUAUAACUGUUAUGUUGCCCUUAAAUAUUGGAACUCCUGAUAAACAAAGGCACUUAAAUGCUGAUAAAUAAUGACAAAAUGGUUGAUUAGGAUUUUACUUAAUUUCUAAACUGGGCAUUUUAACAGAGACACAUCCGAAAAAAAACAUUUAGACAAAAUAAUCGUUGCAACUACGCCCUCCCUCAAAAAAGCACAACAAUGUUGGUCUAGUGAAGGUUAGAAAUUAUACUAACUCAUUGUAGUUUCUGCAAGAUCACCUUAAACAUAUUCCCAAAAAUUUACUUAAAAUAAACUUUCAUUUUAUUCCGUUCUGUCCUACUGUAGGACUCUGGUAUGCAGCCUUUCAAUGGUUAUGAAAUCCCAAUCCAUGAACACUACGAAAAUAUUUUUUAUGCCGAAUACAAUCAGGGACUUUUUUAAAAACCUUAAAAAACCAAAGUGACAUUAACUUUAAUCGCUGACAAAAGCUCAUCAGAUUUUGGCAAAUGUUGUCUCGUUCGAUUAAUAUCUUAAACUGGACACCAUAUCCUAAACUACUAAACGCAAACCAAUCAUUUUAAUUAUUUUUCAAAUAUUAAAAAUAUUGCUGAGCUCCUUCACAAUGAUCCUCUUCUGCUUCAUUCGCGAGCAAGCUUCAGAUUUUGCCAAGAAAUCGACGGAUGGCGCAUGCAUGACAUGAAACACCGUCUAUUCCCUUUCUUUCUUUAUGCGACAUACCUAGACGUCUUUAAACUAUGAUUCAGAGCAAGACAACGAAAGAAAAAUGGGUCUCCUGAGAGAAAUCCUUGUGCGAAUCCCAGAUGGGGCAGAUUUGUCCGUUUUGCGCGCAAGAAAAGUGGGGCAGAAAUUGUCAUUGUCAUCUCUGUCUCUAUCGUCGCAUAGUCGGACGCCUAAUUUUUGAUCGAAAGACCAGUGAUUUUGGCCAUGCACUAGUAGUUUGAUGAACUUGACUCUGUAUUAUUUGGAUCAACUGAUCGAUAUGGAUAGUCUUUUAAUUGUGCACGUAGAGGUGCCGUUAAAACAGAAUUAUACAAAUAAUCAAUGCCUUUUUCUGAUAAACGUUUUUAAGUGGAAUUGUACUGCAUUGAAAUAAGGACCAUCUAUUUGAACUUGAAUUUAUUUGACACCUUAAUAAAACUCCUCAUAUCGGGAAGACUGCUGUGGGGAGUAGACUCAAAGUUGCCUUAUUUUCAAAUGAAUUAAUUGUACAAUCCAAAAAUAUUUUGCACUUUUAUGCGUUAAGUCAGAUAGAUAGAGCAAUCCUACUAAAGCACUCUUAACGGGCAAAAUAAUUUAGACCUAGUGAGUUCCAGAACAAAGGAUCCCUUUUGUUCAUUGUUUUAAACUGGUGUACAUCUAAUUGUAUAAAGAAUAUGUUAGUAGGGAGAAAAUAACCUGCAGAUAUGACAAAGAUCCCCCGAGGUCGGUCGUUCUGUUGAUUUUUAGAGGCACGCGACUCCAGAAACAUAUGGACAACAUUUUAUUAGGUCGAGUUCGGCAAACGUACGAUCCCAAUCCUUGUUUAUCGGGUCUGUACGGUAAUAUAAGAGAAGGUAGAGUAGCAAAUGUUAAACAGCAAGACUUAUGAAGGCAAAAGCAGUGACCGUACACUUAGCUACCUUAAUCUAUUGCUCACACGAAACGUUUGUACGGACCCUAAGGCUCCUCUGGCCACAGAUGAAACCAGCAUACAUGUUCACACCUCGUGCUACUUUGUGUUUCAGGGACGCCAGACGUCUUCUCCCUCGCCCUCCCUAAGUCUCUGACAGAACUAGACUAUAACCCCUGACCGGUGAACGCUCUCAGCCUUCUCCUCCAUACUUACUGAUUGUGUCAACGUUUGCUACAAUACCCUCCUUUAUAUCAUUCUACAGCUCUGAUGAUCGAAAAUCGAGGCCGAACGUUUGCCGAACUUGGCAUUUUAAAUGUUUACAUGGGUAUCGUCGCUGAACAAAUAUUUUAUGUUGAGCGCGUUUGAAGGUUUAAAAUAGCAGAUUGUAACCAACUAUAAACAAAGCUUUGCAGUGGGAAGAAAACCAGGAGCAAGUUACUGAAAUAUGGUUUCGAUCGUUUACUUUUAGAUUGAAUACGUUUUCGAUUGAUUAUGGUAAGUUUCGAUUUACUUUGUACACUCAAGACUUCAACAAUUUUUAGAACAACGUUUUGCAUACUAUAGAGCAUGAAUGUUUAGCGUUGCACAAGGAAAUGUUUCUUAUUAUUUGCCUUAACGAUGUGUUUCAAUUUAAGAGUGCCCAUCAACAUCGCUGGAGGCUUCCUUUGCAUCGUUGAAUAGAAAAACACAUUCUCCGGGGGCAGAAGUACAAUCAGACUCCCAGACCGAGGGCGGCCGCCGUCAGGUUUCCGUGUUUAUUACUUUUACCUGGACACCUGACAGUCUGCAUUGUCUAAUUACUGCCACUAAGUCUUAUUGCAACAAAGUGCGAAAGUUUGGUAGCUGUGCAGAUAGACAACGGUGAUUAUGAGCGGAAUAAAGUUACCAGCCACCAAAAUGUGCAUAGGGUGAGCUAUCAUAUGCGUUUUAUUCCGCACCAGUGUGCCCACGUCUUAACUUGUGAGUCAAUACAUUUAACAGGCUCUUCGAAACAAUUUAAGAAGCCUGCGUCUGAACAUUAAAAAGAGGAAAUUGGCAAACCAGAAAGCAACCUUUUGGGAAUCUAGUAAAUAGCAGAAGAGGAAUGAUGAUUUUAAAGGUCUCUAGGAAGCAACCUUCAAAAGAUAAAUAUGGCACUGUAAAGUUGUAACGACAUCUAACAAAUAAUAUUUCCACUUUCUAUCAAGGCCUUUACAUGAAAAAGAUCAAUUAUCCGUGUUUUUUCCGUGUUUAUUAAAAAAGUUUAAAAGCUUCUGAUGUGUAUUUUUGAUUCCCAUCAAAUUCGGUCAUAUUGGUAAAAUUUUCUAAUUGACAGAUACCGAACACAUGUAAUUCCUGACUUAGAAAACUAUAUUUUUGCAUAUAAAAAGGACCACGAGGUUGUAAAACCACCAGAGACUACAAACCCGGGGUUGGGUAUGAGCGGUUGACGGCGACUAAUAGGCCAGAAAUGGGCAUUCUGCCUAUAUUACCAACGACUGUGUGGAUGCUUGCGGGCCUCUAGAUCGAGCCCCAGGACACAAAGAGACGAGUAUCCUCCCGCAAUACGAUCUCUGAGCGCCCUCUAUAAUUGUUAACAUAACGUAUUUCAUGGCCGUAUUGUCAAAGUGAACUAACUGAAAAAUGCAAGUUGCCUGUCUCCUCAACCUUGCUCUGUCGACAUUUUAACUUCAGAUCCAAAUAAGAAACGCCCUGAAUACUAAAAAUGAACCGGAGUACGCAAAUGCGAAAGGAAGCGAGCGUUCCCUGCUUCGGGAUGAGGAAGAAGCAUGGGAAUCAAGAAAGCGAAGUUGCGGAGAAGAUAAGGGCGAGUCAGGCAGUCAAUCAACAACCGGUCGAACCAGCCUGACCAAUAGGACCGAAAUGACAGAUAGUCAUUUGGAGACAUUAUCAUGCGGCCACUCCAGAGCAGCCGGUCAGGAACUGUGCUAUUUAUGCCAUCAAAAGGCUUCGGCGGUUAACCAGAAAAAUGCGGUUUUGGAUACAAAGCCAAGUGCACAGGCUACUCUUUCACAAGUAAUACAUUUCACAAAAUGCCUACUUCCUUCGUUUAAGUACACAUUUACGUCUGUCUCUAUGGUUAACAACCAUGCAGGGCCUAAGAUUACGAACACCAGGUUUCGAGAAUGGUCUUAAGGAAUAAAGGCAUGGUGGCUUUUAGUUUGAUUUUAUAGAUCAUGUAGAGGAUGAGUAUAUGUGCCGAAAAAACCACCUCAUUUCAACAAUUUCUGCACGAAAAAGACGAUGCCAGUGUCCGAGAGGCUUGAUUGAUUGACCGUCCAUUUGGGAAAAUGAGCAGAGAUCUUUGGUUCACGAACGAGGAGGCGCUGGUAUUCGUAAGCGCGCAUUUGAAUAUGGAACCAUCUAUCAUUCAAGAACAGUCUGAGGAGCAUAAACUGACUGGGUCGCACCUGUAGGCAAUUUGGAUAUCUAUUUUUGUCCUGUGGUACUUAUCCGAGUCCUUUCCAAGUGCCCAAGGCGGUCAGCUCGCCUGCAGCAUCCACCCCCUGCGGACUGAAAUUUUUGUCUUCUUAUGGUCUUUUGAAAGAUUUCCACAUGUUCGGGUUUCUUCUGAUCGGUAGUGCAGUUUUCAUGUUUGUGGAUAGAGAGGUUGGAGGCGGCGUGUGUCGAUUUGACAAUAGGCUGCUCGUUCAAGUUCGCCCUAUUCCCCUUUGUCGGCCUUCUUGGCUUUUGCGGUUUCCCUACUGAGCCAUUCUUUCAUAUUUCUUUUUCCGACUGAAUGUCAGUCCUUCGUUGAUUAGGAAUUUAUCAGUAGUAGUAGUUCGAUCGACCUGCGGAACAGUGAAUCAUCUCGGCUCAAUAUGCGUGUUUUAUUACUUUGUACGAAUUGUUGCGGAGGGUACAUUCGUUUAUAGCCACAAGAACCUAGUAACAGGUAAUACCAAUGAUGCAAAUAAGGUUCGUUUUAAGCUUGAAGGAUGGACUGUUCCCAUUCAAAACGACUGUAGAGCAUGAACGUUGCAUGGUCACAUUAUGGAUCUCCAUUUAUUAAUGUUCUACCCUGCUCGACGGUAAGGAGACCUAGUCGAAUAGCGUAGUUAAUGCAUCCUCGUUUGUUGGCAAGGUUCGUGACGCAAUCAUUUCUCCCCAUUUAGCUCUCUCUCUUUGUUUAAGACGAAAUCGUUAAUACCGACAGGGAAGUCGUAGAUAAACUAAGUUGUCUGUCAUCGUCUCCUUGUUGCAUGCUGGAGCAUUCUAUCAUAAAUUUGAUAACAACACUGAAAUGGUUGGUUAUCCAUGUGCAACAAAGGGCCUUUCGUACUCGAAACAAUGGUCAACUAAAAGCCGUUUACUUUGAGGACAAGUACGUCCUGGAUUGUUAAAAACAAGUGUAAAGGACGCCUUGACGUGUUUACACAAAAGGUAAGUGCCCCAAACGACAAAUAAGGAUGUUUCGUUGAUUGCGACUUUUAAACUGGGGGUGGUUUGUGCAGACGGAGUUGACCGACCUCAUGAAGUGCUAGCUUAAAUUCCGAAAUGCUUUUUGGACUAGUAGGGACUACUUGGGUGAGGUUGUGCUACUGAUUGUCAUGCGGCAUAAUCGUAUCAUAUUUGGGUUUUGUUAGGAUGUUUGCUUUUGAAUGUACUUCUUUGUGACCUGUAGGAGCUGCACUCCGCAAAAAGUAACUACUUAAGUAGCAUGUGUUUUUCACAUUGAUUUUCCAUGUCCUUAGAUAUCCAAGCAUAUUUCGCAGACGACAUGUACAAAAAUAUUCUCUCAUGCAUUCAUGUGGCAGCAAACCGAGCCCCAGGUGUUCCACACUCCGGUGUCGGGUAUGACUGUCUGACGACGUCUAGUGAACCAAAAAUGGCCGCUCCAGUCUUCCUUGUCUUUGUCGGUAAUGUUAUUCUGCCUCUAUCAUGCGCCGCUGUGCGGCUGCUGGUUGGGCCCGAGAGACAGAGAGCCCCAAGGCACAACGCGACGAAUGAGUNUCACUUUAAGAGCGAAAAUGUUUGCAUUUUGAAAUUUUUUCAAUUCCUGAAUAAUUUUGAGUCAAACUAGCCGUUGCAUUGCAAGAGACACACUUCCCGCGUGAGGAAAAUCAUAUAUUCCUCUGUGCCUUUAAGAAGAUGCAACGUACAGCUUAAAGAGUUUUGCAAUGGAUGUGGACUACGUUGCAUGCUUCAUGAUGGCCAUUAAUAAACGCGCAGGUACGAUGCUGCACGUAUCAGUAUUGCACGCUCUUGAAAAAUCUUAUAACUAACAAGCUUUCUUAAAACCGAAAGGUGCUCCUUCGAGCAUAGAAUUUUAUGAAAACGUGGUUUGCUACCAAAUGAGCCCAAGAAGGGAUGUUUACUGCACUUUUUAUACAAAAUAUAUUCAAAUUUAUGAGGCAUGGAAAAUUAACAUGAAAAUUCAUACUGUUGAAGCAGAAAUGUUUACAGAGUACGGUUUUUACGGAGGUCGAAAAUAAAUGCAUUCUAAGCAAACAUUCUGGUGAGUCCGAAAUAUCUUAGGAUUAUGCCGCAUGAUAAUCAACAGAAAAACUCUGCUAGCCAACCCUUCUUAAUAGAAAACGCAUUUCAGAAUUUUGGCUAGCACUUUAUAAGGUCGGUCGCUGAAUAUGUCUUGUUGUUAGGAAACAGACUAGCAUGGUGAUUUGGAACAUGCUUUGAAAAAUAUAACCGAGACCAAAACGUUAUAUGCGAUUUUACAGAAGAAAGGCUAUAUAUUUAGGAGCUGAAAUAUCAAUAAGCGCAAAGUGAACUCGAGAUAGUUCGUAUGACCAUUGGUUAGCUCUAAUUUAUUUUCUUUCCAGAGAUUUUUGGUUAUGCUUUUCGGAAACAUUAACAGCUCAAGCAGUACAUGUUUUUCUUGUAUUUUCAGUUCUUGAGAUCUCAUUAUUUUUUCUUUAUGAUUUCCCUUUUCUUAUCCUUAUUAUUCUAGUUUUUUUCAUUCUUGAGAUCUGCAUUUGAAAGAUGGAUAUAGCUUGCGCUUUGAGAGCGCAAAAUCGUCAAUAUUUUAUGAAAUGCGGCUCAUGGUUUACCAUGCUCUCAAGAAUUUAAAAAUCUUAAAUGUUCACAUUUCAAAGUAGCAUCUUCAUGCGUGCGUAAAUGUUAUUCUCUGUACAGGUCCUCUUCGCAGGACUAGUUUGUAACAAACCCUGAAAGAAACCUCACUUGCCGCUAACUGACAUCGCGGGUCCGCAGAUGCAGUUACAGGGAUGGAAGUUCAAUUUUUAUUGUCCGCCACAGGCUCGCGUUAGUAUCUCUUAGGAAUGUAUGCUCCCAAAACGGACCACUCGGUAGAUGCGCUGGACCAACAUGUGGGCUAGUCCGGGUGACCUUAUUGGGAAUGUACAUCCAUAACAAAUGCCACCAUCCGGGUUGCGGUGGCAGGCCCACUUGCCCGCUCACGCCGCGCCAGUUGAGAUCCGAGCCAAUCUCCAUAUUUACUGUGUUUAAAAUUCUGGUUAGGCGUUUGUUGUGGACCAGGGGAUGUGGUGGUACACCUACAGUAGGUGGGCUAACUCAUUAAAUGUCAGCCGAAAUUUCGAAAUUCGUUCACGUUUCGAAAAGAUUAAUUAAAUAGAGUUGUAAAACUAAUCAUUUUGCAGCACAAUUCUAUAAUAUUUCAGUUACCUCAGGAUGCCGGCUUUCGAAAGCACUUCCUUCCGGCUGCAUGCAUAAACUCUAAUCUGCGAAAAAACUACUUAAUUAGCCUGACUUUUUCGCAUUGAUUUUCAACGCCCUUAAAAAUUCAAUUAUAUUUCAAAGAAAACAUGUACAAAAAUAUUUGUUCCUUUGCUCAUUCGGUAGACAACAACGUCUUGUUCCAAUCUUAUAAUCGAAGAAAGUGUACAAUUCGGUUUUCAAAGACCUUUCCAAUUCCCGAAUAAUUUUAAACACGCUCUGCUGGUACAUUUGGAUUCAGGGUUUCCAAACUACAAGCCAUGCAUUUUCUGCGUAUGGAAAACCAUACAUUUCUCUACGGUAUUAAGAGAAGACCAUGUGGAGUUCAUAAAAUUUAGCAGUAGAUUCAAGUCAUGUUGUUAACUAUACAAGCCACAUUAGUAAAUGCAGAGACACCACGUAUUAUGAAUGGUCAUUUUACGGUUUUAACAAAUCGCAAAAUUGGAAACUUUUAAAACCGAAUUAUAUCCCUUCUUCUAGUAUAAAGUUGGAAGAAGACGUCAUUUUCUAUCGAAUGAGCCAAAGAAUGAACAUUUUUAAGCACGUCUUUCAUGAAAUAUACUUGAAUUUUUAAGGACAUCGAAAAUCAAUGACAUAAUGACAUGCUCCUUAGGUAAUUAUUUUUGCAGAUUAUAGUUCUUGUAUGCAGUCAGGAAGAAGUUCAUUUGAAAACCGGCACCUUGAGGUAACUGGAUUAUUAUAGAAUUAUGCUGCAAGAUAAUUAGUUUUACAACCCCACAUAAAUCAUCUUCUCGAAACGGGAACGCAUUUCGAAAUUUCGGCUGACAUUUCAUGAGUUAGCUCGCCUACUGUAGGUGCGGGUUUGCUCCGUGCCAGCCAUCUGAGACCUUUCCCGCCUCCGGUCUUUUUGACCUGGCCAUGACACCAGGAUCAGGUGGGGGAGGAGAAGAGAGUGUGGUAAUAAGCGCGGUAUAUAAGAGUCCACUAUCACUGUAAGCUAAUUCACGCGCCGGUCACUGUUUCUGCUGUCACCCUGUUAUGGAGCACACGGUGGACAUAGUCGAAAAACAACGGUCGAACUGUCGUGUCACGUCGGAGAUUUUUCAAAGGCAUUUUUACUCCUCGUAUCGUGCGCAGGAUUAUUCUUCAGAACAAAGCAGACUGCUUCUGACAUGCUUACCAACGGGGAAAUUCCAACUUUAAACUGCUGUUUUGAAUAAUUCUUAGACUUCACCCUUACAUUCGCUCCAUUUCAUGUUUGCCUACACAGGGUUCCGGAUGCCACCUUGAGACGCAAACAGGCCCUAGCAACCAAACCUCUACUCGUUCGCUUUUUCGACGAAAACAGCAUAUUCUUUAUCCGAUGGCAUGCUACAUCGACAGAAAUCGACCAGAAACGCCAACGAAAGCAUCACGUCAAGCUGACUUCAAGUAAGUUCCCCUUCAUGGACGAGUGUCUUUAGAGUUUGUUUAUGCAGGGAGAAAGGCUUAUAAGAGAGGUCGGUCGGUUAAUACAGCAAAGCAUAUUUCACAGUUAGAGUUUUCGAGACCUCGGGUCUAAGAGCAGUUUCCUCGAAAAGUUUAUUUUGGUCCUUAAUAAUUUCCUCAGACAUGGAUAACGUAUGGAAUUGAUUUUUUUAGACUUUUAAAAAUACAUUGAGGCUGUGCUUUUUGGUUUGAACUCUGAGAAACUGUCAGUAGUGUGUGGACAGGAUCUACACUAAACAUGAAUUCAAAGAAACACUGACCGAAAUACUUUGGGGACCUCGCAACUCGAGUAUACUGUUAAGGUGACUUUGAAAAAUCGACUAGCCACAGGCCUGGUUUGGGCUGGUUUCUUCACGGCACCGUGCCGGCUUUCGACUGAAUAGUUUUCGAAAUACCCAUUGCAAUGAGAAUCCGUCAAACAAAAAUGUGUAUGUUCAUGCUUUAUCGCCCCUGAUGUAAAUCUGAAGAGAUAAAUACUAUUCAACUUAAAUAAGACAUGAUAAAUUCGAUUGUUGCGUUUGUUUUAUAAGAAGCUAUCAUUUUUUGGCGUUUAAAAAACACUUACUUGUCUUGAAGUACUGGCGCAUUUACUGCGGUAAGCAGUAACUCCCAAAGGAUUAUUGAUAUAUAACUAUACAGCUAAACAUAUAUUACGCACAGAUUUUGGCCAAAAAAUUUGCCCCUCUAGGUGCUUUGGACGUUAUGUCGUAGCUACUCUGUAUCGUCGAAUUUCCCCUUCAAAAAUCUACGAAAAUUGUGAAUAACCAGCGUUAAGGAGGAAAUUAGUACAUUUUCUUAAGCCGUCUGUGCGGCUUCUUCUCGAGUAUAAAACGUUGACGAGCAUAAAUUCGUUUCUUGUGAACCGAUGGAGGUAAGUAGUUCAUCCUAGCUUAUUGUAUUACAAAAGUGCGAAUAGAUAAAGAAAUCGUCCUGGAAGUUGAAAUUGAACUGACGGGUUAUAACUGACGUGCAAUUCUUUUUUGUUAAGAGAAAAUUCGCUCUCAUGGAGGAGUCAUAAUCAUCUUUAUUUUCAUUUGAUUUUAUGGGUUGAGAGGCUGAAGAUAUUUUUUAAUCAGUUAGUCCAUAUUUCCUAUGUCCAAGGGGAACAAUUAUCAAAGUAGGUAGCGAGCACAAAGUUUUCGGAUCACUACUUUCAAGUAAAAGGCUUUCGGAGGGAAUUUAUCGAUUACAACGGCUUUUAGAUAAACCGCGCUGAAAGUUUACCUGAUGAAACCAUAAACCUAAUCGUCUUGUAGGAGGGAAUAAACCAUCAUCCAGAACACAGAUCGCUGGAAUGGCGACUUAAAAUACGCCGGAGGCAUCAAAGGACAGCUGUCUCUUCAGUCAUAUAAACCUGGACUAGUAAAGACAGAUUGAGCCACAGAUCGCAGUUCACAGCAUCCAAUAGUGUACUAGUCUAGUCACACUGGAAAGAACUAAUGCAGACAUGGAACAAUCUUUUCAAAUCCAGUGGUGCCAACACUUUUCUGUACUUUGUUGAAUCAUAGGCUUCCAUAGCCCCCCAAGGACAUCAUUAUAGGCAUAUGCGCACUUGUAAUGGCUGUCACACUGUUCCAUUCCGUCGGCUUCGAUGAAGUCCCAGAUUGCACCACUCCACGCGUAUCUUUCUGCGGCAGCGGACCUGGGCAGCUUGGGUCACCGUCCACUCUGACGGUGGAGACCGAAAAAGCACGAACGACCUCCGUGCCUUGAAGAACUGCGCUGAGUCAAGAUUUGAGCCUAUUUCCUAUUUACAGCCUCUAGGAUCAAGAGCAAUAACACUGAACUCACUAGCUGGUCAAUGAAAAACGUUUUCGAAUCACCUCCAUUGGAUUUUUGGUAGCCUGAGAAACGUCCGCCAUCUCGCCACAGUAAGUGUAGACAGUCUUGCCCAUGACAAGGUCGGCGUACUUCACUUGAAUAAUGGCGCCCAGGAAAUGAUAGUAAAGUGCUUUCAGUUUUCUCACUUUUUCCAAACAAAAAUCUCAGCAUUAUUGGACGCGUAGGAGGUGUGACCGGCUGCAUGUCCGACACGCGGAUCAUCGUGGCAAAGAUAUCGCAGAGUGCGCUCACGGAGGUCGUACGUGUGGCUGACAUUUUCAUCCCUUUUAUGCCAUUUCUGUGGCAAAUUCGCUCCAGGAUGUUUAAAACUGUCUAUCACUUCAAAAUGACAGACAUUUAGCCACUGAGGGGCCUUCUUAUGGUUAGAAUGCAACUGGAAAGCAUUUUGAUUUUCUUAAAGUUAGUGGAUAGACCAACUGAUCUCACGACCUCGUUCAUUCACGACACUACAUUCAACAGAUCGUUAUGUUUUCACACUAGCAGGGUGAUAUAGUCAGCACAACCAACGCUAGUUAACCAGCGUUCAGAACCAAAGUAAACACCAUCAUGACCAUAUGUAACCUUUGCGCGAAUUUAGUUCAUGACGCAGUUGAAGGUUAUGGACAACCGAACACAGCCCCACUGCAAGUUAGGCCAAAUAUCGAAAAGUUAGGAAGGAUCGUUAUGAACCAGAAUCUGAUCGAUCGGAGAGCAGUAGUAGCCUUUUUCAUACCCCAUAUCUCCUUAUCCGCAAAAGGGCCAGUCAAUGAGCAAAAUCGAAUGUUCGUUGCGAUGAAGAAUAUCGGAUCAACUGAAACUACACAGAAUAAUUCUGUACCACCUAACGACAGAAGUCGGAGAUCUGUGAAGGCUGAUCUAUUCCGUACGGUGGAAAGGUUGCCAUGAGUUGGGAGUGUUCUUGUGGGUCCGAAAAAGAGGUCCGUUCGGGGGCGCGUGGAUUGUGGUGCGUUUUUAAUGGCUGAGUAGAAGCCAGUCCAUUAGCAAGUCAAAUGAUCUUCCCCUUCCAUACUCCGUGCUGAGACUUCGCCUAGGCGGAUUAAUUAGUCACGCGGAAAGCGCACAGGUGAACACUGUUCCCAACGUCAGGGUCGGUGGCUCAGAUGGUCAAGCAAUCAUCACACCAACAUCCAACGCACGUGAUGCAAUUGCAGUAAUUAACGACGCGAAUGUCGGCCAUCAAACAAUUAGCACACCAAGUGCAACGAUCCCGGAUGAAGGGGGGAGCCGUGAAUGUUCAUAGGUAUGCAGUAGCACGACGACUGCAUCCUAUAAAUACUGCAGCCGCUUGUGCAUGAACCACCCGUAUCUGCUUUUGUCUCUGAUGAUGGGUUCGAGCAGGAAUCCGAAACGUCAGGCUAAUAAAGCUCUUAUCCCAGCGAUCGUGUCUCCCUCUUCAAGACUGGCUGUGUAUUGGACAUUCAUUUGGUUAGCCUAUGGUUGAAUUGGGGUGUUACACGAUCACGAGGUUGGAAGGGUCAAGAUCAGAUCGACGGCGGUAACCGAUGGUUCCUACUCGUGGACGCAGCGUGACUGCCCAAUCGCACAAGGAGCGCCUCCUAGCGGAGAAGCGGGGAGUGACUGUGCGUUUGCUGUCCAUUUCUCGAAAUCAGGGGUUGGACAGGCGAGGGAACUACCUCAGAAUAGAGUGGUAAGAACAGUCAUAAACGAGCACGACGGUAAGGGUGUUGGGAUGCGGAUUCACUCCAGACUGACAGCGAGCAUCAGGGUUCCUGAGUCGAUGAGUCAGCAAUCCUUCAAAUCAACCAGGAGGUUGAAAUGCGUUAGGAACUCGGCCACAGGAGAAGGCUGAAUCCGCGGUAUUUAUAAAACACCAUCAAGAAGUUGGCCAAAGGCCCAAGUCGAGUUCGAUGAAGCGUCUGUCGAGGGUGGAAUUGCUAAAAUUGUUGGCAGUUGGGGGAUACAGAGAGUCGCGGUGUUUGCGGUCGGAAGCGUUGCUGAGACCACACUAACCUCCGCCCCAGAGUCAGAGGUACGGUCUCAGAGGAACAAUCGACGAGGGUGAUGAUUGGCAAUGAUCCCAGCGGUAGUCGCCUCCACUUUGUCAGUCAGUCAGUGGGUAUCAGUCAGUAUAUUUGGAGUAAAUGACAGAAGCCCUUAAAACUCCACUUAAACGGCACAGGUGGGGAUGACAAUAGUUAAAUUGCAAGAAUUUUACAUGUAGUUUUAGUGUGCAAGAUUCAUAAAAGUAAUGGUGGAACACGUACGCGAAAAACGAUAUGGUAUUUGCGAAAUAACGGCGAAAAAAUCGUCCACUGCAUUCGCGCCGUGAAAAUUUUUAUCCGGGUCAAUGCUAACGUACACAAGAGGAUCCAUUGAACUCAUGUUAGUAGUAUGUUUAUAGUCAUUUCAGUAAUUCGACAGAUCGGGCUUGGGGAGUUAGGGUUGCCUUUUAGCAGGUGAUUAUCCAGAUGCGCCUUGAACACGCUGACGAUAUUGGAAGUUGGAACAUACGUCGACAAAGAAUCCUAUUGGCGAAUGAAUCUCUGGCGGAGAAAAGAAGGAACGUUGAUUUGUGUGGCACAGUCCCUUUUUAAGCUCGUUAUCGUGUCGUUUGAGAUUAGCAUUUGGUGCCAUUUCAAAAAGAGUUUCCCAGUCAACAUUCAGAUCAAGUCAUCUUAGCAACCGGAAGGUUGCCAUGAGGUCACCUCUGUCCUGCAUGUAGUAGAGAGGAUAGAGAUUCAAGGCUGUCAGGCGCCACUAGUACGUCUGACAACCUUGAAUCUCUACCCCCUCCAGUGCAGGCAGUAUAGAGGUGACCUCAUAGCAACGUUUCAGUUGCCAAGAGGAUUUGAUAUGGAUGUCGACUGGGUAGGCUCGUUCCUCAAGGCCGUUGGAGAUAACAAAAAAAGUAUGUCUGCAGACAUCGUCGUACUGCUACUCCGGAUUGUUGGUGAUACUAGUACAUGCUGCUUGGAGACUUUUGCAGGUGGGGUCGAGAACCCGAGGGAACCCGUCGACUGUCUCAUGACCAUCACGGGCCCCCAGUGACAACAACACUGAUUUGUGGUAGGGGGCGCUCACCGAUCGUUCAUACGGAACUCACUCGUUCCGUUGUGCCUUAAGAGCUCUCUCUCGAGCCCAAGCGGCAGCCGCACAGCGGCGCAUGAUACAUAGGCAGAAUAACAUUACCGACAAAGACAAGGGAGACUGGAAUGGCCAUUUCUGGCUUAUUAGCCGUCGUCAGCCAGCCACACCCAAGCCCGAAGUGUGGAACACCCGAGCCUCGAACUCGCGACCUGUUGGUUUAGAAGUCAACGCCUCUACUCACCGGGCCACGAGCCCGUUGCCUUGUCGGUUUUCGAUCGGGAAUAUACAGUGGUAGGGGGCGCUCACCGAUCGUUCAUACGGAACUCACUCGUUCCGUUGUGCCUUAAGAGCUCUCUCUCUCGAGCCCUCUUAAGGCACAACGGAACGAGUGAGUUCCGUAUGAACGAUCGGUGAGCGCCCCCUACCACUGUAUAUUCCCGAUCGAAAACCGACAAGGCAACGGGCUCGUGGCCCGGUGAGUAGAGGCGUUGACUUCUAAACCAACAGGUCGCGAGUUCGAGGCUCGGGUGUUCCACACUUCGGGCUUGGGUGUGGCUGGCUGACGACGGCUAAUAAGCCAGAAAUGGCCAUUCCAGUCUCCCUUGUCUUUGUCGGUAAUGUUAUUCCAACACUGAUUUGGACUACCAGGUGCAUAACUAACAGCUUGAGCUAGUUUAUGCGCAGAUCAGAUCCUUGAAAACUUUGGUUGACUGUAUGACUGACGGAAAAAGUCUCAGCGACUCUCAAUUACAUGACAUAGACGGUGCCGCGGAUGGUUAAACCAUUGUCUUCUGAAGAGGGAUGUGGCAUGCAGCGAAGGACAAUACCUUUAAUACGGCUUGUCUCGUCAAAUCCGUGCUGACCGGGGGCUUGUAUGCAACAAAUUUCGGUAAUACAUUAUUGUCGAGAUACCUGUGCAGAAACCGGACCUGCAAAUACGUGGACGCCUCUCGAAGGGCGAAGGUUUCCCAUCGCCAGGCCGAUCGGAACGCAUCGCGCCCAAAUACAUUGCUAAUAGAGGCGAGGAGACGCGACCCAGUAAGCAGUCGUGAAGAAAGAGACAAGAUCGCUGGGACAAAAGCUUUAUUCGUCUUAUGUUUAGGAUUUCUGCUCGAACCCAUCAAUAGAGACAAAAGCAGAUACGGAUGCUCUGUCCAUGAUGACGGGUUCGAGCAGGAAUCCGAAACGUCAGACGAAUAAAGUUCUUGUCCCAGCAAUCGUGUCUCCUUCUUCGCAACACCUUUAAUCUACUGUAAAAUUGAAUUUUUUCAACCUUCCCUGCCAAACAGCGUAUACAGAAUUCGCUUGUGUUAUUUUAGUAAGUUCAUUAGCAGCACUCUGGAAAGUGCGGAAUUAAGGAAUCCUGCUAUUUUUUCUGAGUUAGUCAUGCAAGUCUAAUGACUGAGCAAAAAAACUGCCUUGCAGCUCAGACAGGCGGCCAGCUGACCGGUUUUAAUUUGAUAAUGACCUUCAGUUUAACAUGUAUCACUUGUUUCCUACACUCGUGCCUGUGAUAAGAGCUCAACUUGACCAACAAAUGGAAAUUCAUUUGGCCGCACGUCGUGCAAUGCAAGAAUAUUUGUGCCAACUCGAAAGCCUUGAGGCUGAAGCUGUGAAUCAGGACCUGAGCCAAAUUCCGUUGAAUAAAAAUCGGGAAAAGUUGGAGAAACAGGCUGACUACAAAACAGCAUUAGACUAUCAGAUAGUACGUGCCCCCGCUUUUUCUCUCUUCUGCUCACUUUUAUUAGUACUUUAUUCGCAGGUUUCUUAUAAAUCUUUGUGAUUCAUUAAGCAAAGUAUGUUCCGGGACAGUGGCUCCAUUUAAAACCAGUCGUCCAGUGGAUAUGUCAACAAAACUACGGUUUAAUUGAAACAAUAAGGACUGAAUAGCUGUGGACAUCUAAGAAGUUAGUUUUUGUGAUACGAAGGUAAAAAUUACAUACGUCCAUUGUGAAAUUAAGCAGUCUACUAGUAUACAAGUAGGCUCACUUCACAGCUGAAAAGUCAUCGACACCUCAAGUCUUAGUGAGCGCCAAACGCCUAACAGAAAACCAAAUGAAGAAAUCUAAGUAUCGACAUCUGAUAAGGAGAGUUUUAAUGCAGUGAUUUUCGGUUUGGCCGAAAGACAUCGUUUGUUUUUAUACCUUUGUUGUGUAUGUGAGGGUUGUAAUGCAGAACGACCCAACGUAGGCCGCAACUACCAGUUCAUCCACUGCAGACCGCUGAAUAGUUCAGUUGUCCUAUGCUGUUUCAUGGCUUCCAACAGAUUUAUUGAGAUUUCCCCUAUGACUUCUUACCGGUGCAGGGAUCACGCACUGCAGAUUCAGCCAAUGAGAAAUGCCUGUUAUUCCCUGAAACUAAUUUUAUUACAGGGGAUUUAUCCAUGAAUAUUUGGUCAAUAUAUGUAAUGUACGAGUGUCCUUUGGACACUGUUUCAUUGAUAUAUCAAAUAUCAUUGAGUUUUCGAAGAGGUUUACUGCGACCGAAGUUUGGCUCGGCACUGAACAACUGGGAAGUACAGGAGAUGGGCUAACUCCUGAAAUGUCAACCGACAUUCCGAAAUGCCUUUUCGUUUCGAAAAGAUUGAUUAAGUAGGGAUGUAAAACUAAUCAUCAUGUAACAUAAUUCUAUAAUAAUUCGGUCACCGUAGGAUGCCGGCUUCGAAAGACCUUCUUCCCGGCUGCAUUCAAAAACUAUAUUCUGUAAAAAAUGACUACUUAAGUAGCAUGCAUUUUUCUCAUUGAUUUUCAGUGCCUCUAAAAACUCAAUCAUAUUUCAUGGAAAACAUGCAUAAAAAUAUGCAUUCUCUUACUCAUUCGGUAAAAAAUACGUCCUUUUCCAAGUUUAGACACGAAUGAAGGGUAUUAUUCGGUUUUCAAAAAAUGUUCCAAUUCCCGAAUAACUUUGAACUCGACCUGCCGUUACACUUGCAUUCAGGGUUUUCAAACUACAAGCCGUCUAUUUUCCGCGUACGGAAAAACAUACAUUUCUCUACGAUAUUAAGGGGAAACUUUAUGGGGUUCAUAAAAUUUAGCAGUAGAUUUGAGCCAUAUUGUUAACUGUACAAGCUACAUUGAGAGAUGCAGAGACAUGACGUAUUAUGAACGGCCAUUUCACGGUAUUAAAGAAGUUUACAAUUAUAAACAUUUAGAAAACCGAAUUACACCAUUCCUUAGAGUAUCAAAUUGGAAGAAGACGUAAAGUUCUGCCGAAUGAGUGAGAGAGUGUAUAUUUUUAUGCACGUUUUCCAUGAAAUAUGAUUGAGUUUUAAGGGCAUCUAACGCAUGUUUCUUAAGUACUCAUUUUUUUACCGAGUAUAGUUGUUGCAUACAGCCGAAAAAAAGUUUGUUCGGAAACCGGCAUCCUGAGGUAACUGCAUUAUUCUAGAAUUAUGCUGCAUAAGGAUUAGUUUCACAACCCUACUUAAUUAAUCUUUUCGAAAGAAAAAGGCAUUUCGGAAUUUUGGCUUAAAUUUCAUGAGCUAGCCCACCUACUGUACAUCAAAAUCAGGCGGUCCACAGUAAGUAUUUGAUCGCCAAACCGAUAAUGGCAGGUUUAACAUUUUGCGCCAUGGUUUGAGAUUGGAAAGGCAGAUAACCAAUCAUUCAGUAAACUUGAGCAGAAGCAUUGCUGGUGAAAGAACCCGUCACGUCGGACCAUUUGCAAAAUUGUCAGCAAACCCAUGCGAUAAGUUUGUCCUAAGGAGCUUAUAAGUUUGAACUGGAAAAUAGACGUUUCCUAGGUAUCUUAACGCUUUUGAUGACUGUGGUGCGAACGCUCUAAUACACAUAGCAAUGACAUUACGCGCCCUGAAAAGGCCUUUUGUUAAAAAAAUGAAUGUGAUAUUACAUCUCGAUUCAUUAAAAAAUAGCGCACAUAGAAAAGUCUCCUGAUUUUCAGCAAUGCCUUGUUUUCUGCAUUAUCCCGCCAUGUUUUAAAAAUAGACUAAACAAUAGCUUAGCUCAUUUUCUAACACACAUCUUUUUUAGUCUCUCGCUCUAUAAUUUUUCAGCCAGUUUUUAAUUUACAAUUUCCUUAUAGGAUCUCGGAUCUACAUCCAGCUCCAUUUACUGA